ACAGAGCGAAAGAUGUGAAAGCUCGUUGCCAGGCUGCCGUCGAUUCGGGCUUUGGGAUGCUCUUCGAUCACGUGGAGCCCAUCCGCAGGGCCAGGGACGAGCUCGAGGCGUGCAAUCAGAAGGAGCAGCUAAUGGUCAGGCUUAAGGAUCUUCUGAGCCGCCAAAUGGAGAGCAUCAGUAUAGGUGGAGAGAGUGUAGCACCUGUGGGCCAACAGGAUUCGCCCGACAGCAUCCUGUACCAAGAGUUAGCCAGGCUGCGGAGCCAGCAGCAGCGCAUGGAGGCCCGGCUCUUGCAUAUCAAUAAGGAUCACAACGAAAGAAUGAACAGGCUCAAGGCGAACAUCGGGGGCAGGCUCAAAGUGGGGGAACGGAACUUCCAGCAGACAAAGCACGAGCUAAGCAAGAGACUGCGGAGCAGUGAGGCCCAACGAAUCGAAAGCGCAAGGCAGCUGGAAGUCAGGAAAGCCCCUCUGACGGCUAGGGACAGCAGCAUCGCCUCGAUCAGGCCCUAUAUGGAACAGCUGAUGUCCCUCAAUGAAGACCUGCAGCACCAAGUGCAGGAGUCGGAUGAGGCGCUGCUACGGACGCGGAGAGAGCUCGAAGGCAGCAGGGAGCACAAAGUCUGCCUGGAGGUGCAGCUGGGGGAGGUACAGGCGCAAAUACUCGAACUGCAGAGACGUCGGGAUAUCAUGGACUUGCACGAUGGAGAGAAGAGCAACGAUGAGCUGGAAACGAAGAUCAGCGAGCUGCAGGAGAAAUUAAGUAGCACAGCAAUGCAGGUGGACACCCGGGAACAAAGGGCAGAGCAGCUGCACUCGGAUCUGGAACAUGUGCGGGCUGAGCUGUUCGGAUUCGAGCAGCUCAUGGUCAGGUUGCGGGAGCAGGGUAUUCACGACCGCAUCCUUAUAUCAAGCUGCACCGACGAAGUCAACGUGUUAAAGCAGACCAAUACUGCCAGCCGCGAAACGAUUGAGCCACUGGAUUUGGAAGGAGGCACCGAGGAGGACACACAGUCAGAUCUGGACUCGCAGCUGGACUCGCAGCAGGAACAGCACCAGCAGCUAGGCCAUGUCUGCGGACAGCAGGGGGGCCUGGCAGAGUUCACAAACAACAUGUCGGAGCUUAACGAUUGCCUCUUGCAAAUCAGAGAUAGGCAGCACGAGAAGAAUAUUCAACUAGAUCUGGAGAUUUCCCGACUAAGGAGCCCAAUGUUCGCACCACAACAGUCGUCCACUCUAUUCGAUGCCUUUUCUUUUUCGCUUGUUCUCCAUUUUAUCAAUAAAUGAAUUUG
Messenger RNA from Drosophila obscura, 1291 nucleotides. RefSeq names its product polyamine-modulated factor 1-binding protein 1-like. Lineage: Eukaryota; Metazoa; Arthropoda; Insecta; Diptera; Drosophilidae. The record is from RefSeq and is a predicted model, not a curated record. The coding region runs from base 57 to 1286 and encodes 409 amino acids. The transcript has 4 exons.